CGCAGCCAUAUGACUUCCUCAUGUUUGCUGCCCGGGUUAAUAUAGGCUGUCAGUGGGUUGGAGUCAACGCACUGUCGCGCGCGCGCGUUUACACGGUGGUUAUUGUCGGAGCGGCACGGACGCACGGCAGCGAUGGGAGCGUCGCAGAGUCACUCGCAGCACGCCUUUCAAGACCUGGCGGACCGGACGGGAUUUUCUUGCGAGCAAAUUAGCAACCUUCACAAAAGGUUCAAGCAACUCAGCGGGAAUGAAGACACGAUAAGCAGAGACAACCUGGAGAACAUCCCAGCCCUGGCUAAAAACCCUAUAAGAACAGAGAUUAUUGAAGCCUUCUUUGAUAAAAGAAACCAGCGUCAGGAUGAGGUGGGCUCUUUCAACGAGAUUGGCUUUGAGCAGUUCCUCAUGGUCAUGUCCCACUUCCAACCGCCCACCAUGAACAUGAAGGAGGAAGAAAGGGAGGCGAUGAGAAGACAGAAGCUUCAUUUCUUGUUCAACAUGCAUGACACCGACAAUGAUGGCACCAUCACAUUGGAGGAGUACAGGAAGGUAGUAGAGGAGCUUUUGUCCAAAAGCGGAUCAAUGGGCCAAGAGUCUGCGAAAGCCAUCGCAGACGCUGCCAUGUUGGAAGUGGCGAGCACGAACGUACCUUAUAUGGAGCCAGACGAGUUCUAUGAAGGGAUUACGUUUGAGCAUUUUGUACAGAUUUUAAAAGGCCUUGAGAUGGAGUCAAGGAUGCACAUCCGCUUCUUGGAUGUGGACACCCCAACAAUGAGAUGUGGAAAAGGAUCGUCUUAAAGGAAUCUUGCUCCUUUAGAUGCUUUUUGUCGGUGCUGUUUUCAGAAGAACCCCACCAGCCUUCCUUUGGAAUAAAUCCAAAUGAUUUUUGAUAUUUGAAUCAUAGAUAUUUUCAUACAGAGAAAUCCAGAGGUGGCCUUAUGAUGGCAAAAUAAUGCCAACAAGGACCGGUUAAUUUUCUUUUGGCUACUUUAAAAAGUCUUUCUGGGCAUCUGGGUAGCGUAGCGGUCUAUUCCGUUGCCUACUAACAUGGGGAUCACCUGUUCGAAUCCCCGUGUUACCUUCGGCUUGGUCGGGCGUCCCUACAGACACAAUUGGCCGUGUCUGCGGGCAGGAAGCCGGAUGUGGGUAUGUGUCCUGGUCGCUGCACUCAUGCCUCCUCUGGGAGAGGGGGAACUGGGGGGAAUAGCGUGAUCCUUCCACGCGCUACGUCCCCCUGGCGAAAUUCCUCACUGUCAGGUGAAAAGAAGCGGCUGGUGACUCCACAUGUAUCAGGGGAGGCAUGUGGUAGUCUGCAGCCCUCCCUGGAUUGGCAGAGGGGGUGGAGCAGCGACAGGGACAGCUCGGAAGAGUAGGGUAAUUGGCCAAAUACAAUUGGGGAGAAAUAAGGUGGGGGGGGCAGGGGGAAAAGUCUUGCUAAUGCCCACAGGUUUUUAAGGUUUUCAUAGGUCCUGGGUGAAACAUUCAAACAUUUAAGGGAAAAUUAAGUUCUUUGCAAUCAAAAGGCAUAAUUUCAAAAGGCCAUACCUUUUUGGGUUUGCUGUGUUUUUCUUGUAAUUUUUUCAUUAAAUUUAUUCUCAUACACAACUGUUCAUUUAGACGUGGCAAUACUGUCAAAAAAAUCUUCCGUAACAUGAUCCAACACUAACCAAACUCUGGCCGUGCUUACAUACUACUACCUCUGUAUAUUUUCCUUUAUUCCUGGCAGUCACCUCCAUGUAACUCCAUGAAAUGAUACCACCCAGUACUGUACCAUGAAGCUGUCGUCUCCCUCUUGCUUAAAGGCAUGGCCAGUUAUGAACAGUCAUGUCAGUCAUGUUGUGUGGCACGGUUCAUCUCUUAUGGCCCACAAAUGCUAAAGACACAAUGAGAGCAUUAGAGGACCCAGACAGUCAAUGGAUUUGCAAUGUGAAAUCAAUAUCUUUGUCUUACGCAGGUCUCCGACUCAAACAUGACACCUUUUUUAACGUGGUGCUAAAAUAAAACUUUUUUAAUGGAGAGUAUGCAGCACCUAUUCAUGAAUCUUCCUCUUCUUUAAGGCAGCAACUCUUGUUUCUGUUGUUUGAAUUGUUGGGAGUUAUUAAACAGAAACAGUGAUUCAAGUUCAUUUUCUGUUGUUUAAUUCUGUUGCAGAAUCAAAUGAAAAUCCCCUUCUCCCCAAUUGUAAUCGGCCAAUUACCCUACUCUUCACAUCCGGCUUCCCACCCGCAGACACGGCCAAUUGCGUCUGUAGAGACGCCCGACCAAGCCGGAGGCAACACAGGGACUCGAACCGCCGACCCCCGUGUUGGUAGGCAAUGGAAUAGACCGCUAUGCUACCCAGGCGCCUCAAAUGAAAA
Molecule: messenger RNA, 2354 nt
Organism: Lampris incognitus (smalleye Pacific opah)
Lineage: Eukaryota; Metazoa; Chordata; Actinopteri; Lampriformes; Lampridae
Gene: tesca
Product: tescalcin a
Exons: 8
Coding region: 133-795 (220 amino acids)
Molecular function (GO): calcium ion binding
Source: RefSeq, a predicted model, not a curated record